AUGAACAGACACCUUUCUCAUGACCUCUAUCAGCAGACUAGGCUUUUGCAACCGACAAGGACCAUCACCGGUUCAACAAACAUUGAUUUAAUCACUUCAAAUCCACCUGGAAAUGAAAGAGCUGAAUCGCACAGAGCACGUAGACGUAGUAGCGAACAUGGUAGAGAGAGUCAUAAUCAGAUCAGACACGAGUCAUGGCACAAUAGCACUCAACCGGAUACUCACGAAAAACCCAAGAAAAAACAUGAAAAGCAUAAGCCGGAUGAAACGAAGAAAAAACACAAUAAAUCGGAAAAGAAACAGGGAGAAAAGAAAAAGCAUCGGAGUGGGAGCACGCACAAACCACGAGCAAAGGAUGCUCGCUCGAAACAGACAGCUUUUGACAGUUUUGAUGAAGAACUGUUUGUUGGCAUGGCCAAAGGUGAGGCGGACAAAUCAAGGUCCAAAUCGGGUGGUUUGAAAUCAAAAUCAAAAAUGUCUCUGCAUAAAAGUAUCAAUAAAACGGAUCCGAGUGAGCAUUCAAUGAAAUCGACGGAAAAACCCGUCGGUGGUGAUCCGAACCGCGCUGCUGCCGUGAAACGGCGACCAUCAAUUGAGAUAGAAGUGUUUAAGGAGAUACCGAUGGCUAAACGUCUUGUAAAUAUACCAAUGCGUGCAUUGGCCGUGGUGAUUGAGCUUCAUUUGAUAUGGUGGCUAGUUCAAUUGCUCAUGCUUGUCUGGAUGACAACCAGAGUGGAUUGGCAAUUGCGUGUUCGUUCCCCGUUGGUAUCUUGGCCCGGCUAUUCACCUUCUCGUAUGCCAUGGUUGCCUGGACAAAUAAACAUGCGAAACCGUCUGUAUGCUGUUUGGAUUAGUUUGGGCGCGUUCUAUCUGCCGCUGGUCAUUCUACACAUGACGAAAUAUGUGGAUUACAUCCCGAAGCCGUAA
Molecule: messenger RNA, 927 nt
Organism: Echinostoma caproni
Lineage: Eukaryota; Metazoa; Platyhelminthes; Trematoda; Plagiorchiida; Echinostomatidae
Source: the annotation of a GenBank genome assembly